AUGAACGACAAAAUCAACAACAUCUUGCGCUCGCCCACCAAGCCGCCAAACGGGGUGCGCCAGCGCUCCGUCUACACCAACAACCCAUCGCCGCAAGCAAGCUUGCGUGUCGGCAUGACUGGGGGGCAGCUGUCCCAACGCAUGAGCAACAUCUCGCUGUCCUCCGGCACGGACUCCGUGGGCCACAUGGAUCGCGGCAGCAGCUCCAGUCUCGCUAGCAGCGCCACCGUUGGCACCAACACCAUCACCAGCGGCAUUUCCAAGGAGUGCGCCAAUUACCCCGUCGGCAGUCAGUCGGCCCGUCCAUACGUCCAACUGCCGGGCAUACACAUUUCCAACCCUCCCCAGUACGGGCCAGGGAAUAUGCAGGAAAUAGACGCUGGCAAAAUGGCGCACAACGGCAAGGCACUCACAGGGCGCUACAAUGCCACUCCCACCUAUGGCUUCGACAACGAGCAGAACUACUGCCUGUUGCCGACUCCAAUGCCCCCUCCACCAUACGCCUUGGCACGCGUGAGCAGCACACGCAACUUCGAGCUCGAGAACCACACACCGCCGGCAUGUCCCGGCUCUGGACCCAUUGCCAUGACGAACGGCACCAUCCAGUUGCGCCUCCGCGAUGGCGUGCGCAUUGACAUGACUCUGGACAAGGCGGUGCGCGUGCUCAAUCAGCGCAGCAUGGUGGCAGUUGCUCUAUCUCGCAACUACAGCAACUCGGCUUUGAUCCACCCCAAUGGACGCAUCUUGCAGAGCGGCGCUAAAGUCGAAAUAGUCAGCUACGACGGCAUGAAGGGCAAUAACUUUGUUCGCUAUGCCAAGAUGUGGUACGAGGGUGUGAGCUUCACCAGCGAGGCGUGCGCUCUCAUCUACCUGGUGGACAGAGCCGGGACGCGCACCACAACCGACACUUUCACCGAUCUGACCAAGGACUACACCCUGGCAGUGUUCUAUGACGACUCGCGGCAUGGUCCCUCUUAUAUGGCUGAAGCCCAUGACGUGAUUGCCAAUUCAGCUUACACCUGUACCGAGGAUGGCACUGAGAUCUAUGACAUAAACGGAUUUCGCAUCACCCAGGCAGCCGAUGGCCUGGUGAAGGUCACUCGUGUGGACAACAAGUGCUUGAUUCGCACCAGUCCCGGCAAUGGAUCGGCCACUUUGACCACACCGGGCAUCCAUUGCACUGCCUCUCUGGGCAAGACCUCGCAUCUGUUUGUUCGGUGA
Messenger RNA from Drosophila miranda, 1221 nucleotides. RefSeq lists its product as uncharacterized. NCBI's taxonomy places the organism in Eukaryota, Metazoa, Arthropoda, Insecta, Diptera, Drosophilidae. The record is from RefSeq and is a predicted model, not a curated record. Bases 1 to 1221 code for a protein of 406 amino acids. The transcript has 6 exons.